Molecule: messenger RNA, 1034 nt
Organism: Paramecium sonneborni
Lineage: Eukaryota; Ciliophora; Oligohymenophorea; Peniculida; Parameciidae
Source: the annotation of a GenBank genome assembly
AUGGAAAAUUUAAAAUUGAUAAGGUACCAUUUAAUUUAGAAACAUUAAUUUAAGAAUGUAUGAAAAUGUUUUAAUUAAAGGCUAAAAUGAAAAAAGUUUAAUUAAUAUUUAAUCUUGGAAAUUAAAUACCAAAAAUAGUAUAUUCUGAUAGAAGUAGAAUAAAACAAAUAAUAAUUAAUUUAUUAAGUAAUGCAUUCAAAUUUACUUAAAAUGGAUAGAUUUCUAUUAAUAUUUCAAAAGUAAAUUCUAAUAUAUUGAGAAUUGGUGUUAUGGAUGAAGGGAUUGGAAUCUCAGAUGAAGAUUAAAUGAAAUUAUUUAAAGCAUUCUCAAAAGUAAAUUCAGAAGAAAGCAAGAAGUUAAAUUAAUAAGGUGUAGGUUUAGGCUUAGUAAUAAGUAGUCAAAUAGCUUAAACAAUAGGUUCUAUUGGAUUGUAACUUGAAUCAAGUAAUAAGUAAGAAAAUCAUUAUUCUCAUUUUUAUUUUGAUUUGCCUUUAGAGUAGCCCCUUAGAAAGAAAGUAUCUAGUUUCAAAAUUCCAGAAAUUUCACUCUAAGUUUAAGAGGUGGAAGAAAUAGCAAGUUUUAAAUAUAUACAUUCUCACAUCAAAGGGGACUCUUCAACUUCAUAAAUAUGCUUACAUUAUUUAAUUGUAGACGAUGAUUGUUUUAAUAUUUUUGCUAUUAGAAGACUAUUUUCAUAAUUAUUGAAAAACAAAAAAUAUUUAUUUUAGAAUGAGUUUGAUGUUGAUUCAGCUUUAUCAGGAUAGGAAUGUAUUGAGAAAAUUUAAAAUAAGAAAUGUAGUAAUUCUUGUUAAGGAUACAAAAUAGUAUUUAUGGAUAUAGAGAUGCCAUUCAUGAAUGGUUAAGAAACUACAGAAAAAAUUCUUAGUAAUUAUCCAAAUUAUAUUAUUGUUGGAUGUAGUGGACAUUCAGACCAAUAAGAAUAUGAAAAAUGUAUUGGUUGUGGCAUGUCUGAUUUUUUAGUUAAACCAAUAAAUGAAACUUAAUUAAUUUAAGUACUUAAAAAGUUUCAUUGA